AGAGGCACACGGAAUAACCCUCCGGUUAACUUCUUACGUUCCGUAUAGUCUUUCCGUCCAACUUAUCUUUCGCUCGCUCGCUCACCUUGACUCACUGAUUCAAUGAAGUGCCGAUCAGUUGCGUGCAUAUGGUCAGGCACGCCUCCGUCCCACAGAGUCACCGCCGCCGCCGUGCUGAACCAGCCUCCGACUCUCUACACCGGCGGAUCCGAUGGCUCCAUCGUCUGGUGGAGCCUCUCCUCCGCUGAUCCCAACCCGGAAAUUAAACCAAUAGCUAUGUUGUGUGGCCAUGCUGCACCCAUAGCUGAUCUUGGCAUUUGUUAUCCUGUUGUGGUGUCAGGAAAUGAAAAGCUGGAUUCUUCAAGUGACGUUGGGGUCACCUCUACUUCUGAUUAUUGUGAUGCGCUAAUCAGUGUGUGUACCGAUGGUGUGAUGUGCUUGUGGAGCAGAAGCAGUGGGCAUUGUAGACGAAGGAGGAAAUUGCCUCCUUGGGUAGGUGGUCCAUCCAUGGUUCGAACAUUGCCUUCAAAUGCAAGAUAUGUGUGUAUUGGCUGUUCUUUUGUAGAUAAUGUUCAUUUGUCUGGUCAUCAUUCCAUUGAUUCCAUGGAAGGAGGUGAGGAGUCGGUGGAUAGAGAGUCCCAGCACAGAAAACCGCCGAAGUGCGCUAUAGUUAUUGUUGAUACAUAUACCCUUAUGAUUGUCCAAACCGUUUUUCAUGGGAGUUUAUCUAUCAGUUCAUUGAGGUUUAUGGCCGUAGUUUCGUCCAUGGAACACAAAGAGAAGCAUUCUGUAGUCAUGGCUGAUUCAUUUGGUAGGCUGCAAUUGGUUCCGAUAUUAAAGGAUCCCCACUGGGGUAGAGACAACGGGACUGGUCUGCAUAAAAGUUCUUCUCAGUUGGAGAUGAAUGUUUGGGAAGAUGGGUUCAGUGAAGGUGGGCAGGUUGUGUCAAUUGCAACCUGUGGAAAUGUUAUCGCUUUUGUUUUGAAAAACCAAUGUAUAUUUAGACUAUUGACCAGUGGUACUAAGAUUGGAGAGAUUUCUUUUGUGGACAACUUCCUUUGUCUAGAAGUUAAGUCUACUCAGUCACAUGUUAUAGGGGGAAUGUUUCUUGAAAGUGAAGAUUCUGGGAGUAAGCUAAAUGCUAACAAACUUCAGGGAAUAUCUACAACCAAUUUUGCAGUGUGGAAUAAUAAAGGUGAUGCAGUUGUAUAUGCAGUAUCAUUUUUAAAUAACAUAUUCAAGUGUGAAUCUCUUUGUCAGAUCCCUACCGCUUCUCAUCCCUUUGAUGUGAGAUUAUCAGUUCGUUUCGUUCAAUUGAAUCGUUAUCUUCUUUGCAUUGAAUCACUUUGCUUUUAUGUUGAAGAACCUCUACAGUGGAAACCCCACUUCACAAUCUGGUCAGUAUAUUCAGAACAUGAUGACCAAGGAAAAGUGUGCUGGCAGUCCAGAAUGCAUGGGAAAAGCGGUUUUUUUGUUGACUGGAUUGCAAACUCUACUUCACUUCAUGAAAUUGAGGGCCCCAGUAACAGAAUGAAUAAAUUAAGUUCUCAGCAAGAAUCUGUUCCAAGUCCAAUAAGUGGUGACAAUAUACAUGCAGAAUAUCAGUCCCAUAAGGGACGGAUAGUAUCUUCUUCCAUGAUUAUUUCAGAAAAUAUCAUUGCACCUUAUGCUCUUGUGUAUGGCUUCUUUAGUGGGGAAGUAGAGGUUGUAAGAUUUAAUUUGUUUCAUGGACUAACUUCUUCUGGUAAUAGUUCACACCAUGAAGUGGGUUCACAUGUAUCCAGACAAUAUUUUCUAGGGCACGCAGGUGCUGUAUUAUGCUUGGCAGCACAUCGCAUGGUCAGCACUGCCAAAGGAUGGAGUUUCAGUCAGGUUUUAAUUUCUGGAAGUAUGGACUGCACAGUUCGUAUAUGGGAUCUUGACACAGGAAAUCUCAUUACCGUAAUGCACCAACAUGUGGCUCCAGUGCACCAAAUAAUUCUUCCCCCAUCCCGGACUGACCAUCCUUGGAGUGACUGCUUCCUCUCUGUUGGGGAGGACUCAUGUGUUGCUCUGGCUUCUCUUGAGACUCUACGAGUUGAGAGAAUGUUUCCUGGACACCCCAGCUAUCCUGCUAAAGUUGUAUGGGAUGGUGUAAGAGGUUAUAUUGCAUGCCUCUGCCGAAACCAUUCAGGAACAUCUGAUGCCAGCGGUGUUUUGUACAUUUGGGAUGUAAAGACAGGUGCUCGGGAGCGGGUUCUUCGUGGGACCGCUUCUCAUUCAAUGUUUGAUCAUUUUUGUAAAGGCAUAAGCAUGAAUUCGAUAUCUGGCAGUGUAUUGAAUGGAAAUACCUCAGUUUCCUUAUUAAAUCUUCCAAUAAUUGAGGAUGAAAUCUUUUCUCAGUCUAAUCUAAAUAAUAUAGAGAAGUUGGUCACUUCAUCAAAUGGGGUGCGGAGUAUGGCAAAUAUAAUUGAGCCCAACACUUCACAUGCACAUGUUGGCAAAGGAAUUUCUGCAAAACCAUUUCCAAUCACUCCAUCUAUCCUUCAAAGCAACAAGCCUUCCAUUAAAUGCUAUUGCCCAUUCCCUGGAAUUGCUACACUGAGUUUUGACCUUGGGUCAUUGAUGUUUCUUCAUCAGAAGGGUGAACGCACUGCCAAUGGCAGUGAUAAGCUAGAUGGUACCAAUUUGAAGGAACAGGUUACUGAGACACCAAGUGGGGGCAGGAUAAAUAUAGAUGAUGGUUCUGAUGUGAAUGAGCAUACGACUGAUUCUAUAGAAGAGCUUGAGUGGAUUAGAUCACUUGAAGAAUGCUUACUUCGAUUUACCUUGUCAUUUUUACAUUUGUGGAAUGUAGAUUGUGAGCUUGAUGAUUUGCUUAUAACUGACAUGAAGCUAAAGAGGCCAGAGAAUAUUAUUGUAGCUUCUGGUUUGCUAGGGGACAAAGGGUCUUUGACUUUGACAUUUCCUGGGUCGAGUGCCAUUCUUGAGCUCUGGAAAUCCUCAUCAGAAUUUAGUGCGAUGAGGUCACUUACGAUGGUCUCCCUUGCCCAACGCAUGAUUAGCCUGUCUCACUCUGGUUCUGCUGCCAGCAGUGCUUUAGCAGCAUUCUAUACUAGGAAUUUCGCAGAAAAAAAUCCAGAUUUGAAGCCACCUUUACUCCAGCUCUUGGUGAGUUUCUGGCAAGAUGAAAGUGAACAUGUACGUAUGGCUGCUCGCUCUUUAUUCCACUGCACUGCUUCGCGGGCAAUUCCGCUUCCUCUACGUAGUCAAAAAGCAGCUGACCAUGCAAAAAUGAGCUCUCUAAUUGGAACUGGAGAAGAUGAACAUGAGAAUUUAAAUGUAGGGGGAACAUCUGCUAACAGAUUGCACGCAGACCAGCUGAUAGAGACUGAAGGAAUAUCUCAGGUUGAUGAAUCUAAAAUACUUGAUUGGGUAGAAUCAUAUGAAAUGCAAGACUGGAUUUCUUGUGUUGGAGGAACAAGCCAAGAUGCCAUGACUUCUCAUAUUAUUGUUGCAGCAGCAUUGGCUAUUUGGUAUCCCAGCCUUGUAAAGCCAGGUCUUGCAAUGCUGGUUGUUCAUCCAUUAGUGAAAUUGGUUAUGGCAACGAAUGAGAAAUACAGUUCCACUGCAGCAGAGCUCCUUGCAGAAGGUAUGGAGAGUACAUGGAAAGCAUGCCUUGGUUCUGAAAUACCUCGUUUGAUUGGAGAUAUAUUUUUCCAAAUAGAGUGUGUAAGCGGUUCAUCAGGCAACUCAGCUGGAACAAAUCCAGUUGUACCAGUUGCCAUUCGGGAGACUUUGGUUGGUAUUCUUCUUCCAAGUUUAGCAAUGGCUGACAUACUGGGGUUUUUAACUGUUAUAGAAAGCCAAAUCUGGUCUACUGCAUCUGAUUCACCUGUUCAUCUGGUAUCCCUUAUGACUCUCAUCAGGGUUGUGCGUGGUUCUCCGAGAAACUUAGUGCAGUACGUUGAUAAGGUGGUUAACUUCAUUUUACAAACUAUGGACCCUACCAAUUCUGUCAUGCGUAAAACUUGUUUUCAAAGUUCAAUGACAGCCUUAAAGGAAGUUGUGCGUGUAUUUCCUAUGGUGGCUUUGAAUGACACAUGGACCAGGUUGGCGGUUGGGGAUGUGAUUGGAGAGACUAACAAUGCUAGCAUUCGGGUGUAUGACAUGCAAAGUAUGAUGAAGAUCAAGGUUUUGGAUGCAAGUGGACCUCCUGGACUUCCAAGCUUGCUUGCAACAGCAUCAGAAACGGUGGUAACCACUGCAAUUUCAGCUUUGAGCUUUUCACCAGAUGGGGAGGGGCUGGUUGCUUUCUCUGAGCAUGGAUUGAUGAUCAGAUGGUGGUCACUGGGAUCUGUGUGGUGGGAAAAACUGAGCAGAAAUUUUUCUCCUGUGCAUUGUACCAAACUGAUCUUUGUUCCUCCAUGGGAGGGUUUCUCACCUAAUUCUUCUAGGUCAAGCAUAAUGGCAAGCAUAAUGGGAAAUGAUAGGCAGGUCAAUUCACAGGAAAAUGCUAGCGGUUUGAGUCAUGCAGACAAUCUGAAACUAUUGAUUCAUAAUCUAGACCUGUCUUAUCGGAUAGCAUGGGCUGGUGAACGGAAAGUACUCCUUUCAAGGCAUAGCCAUGAGAUGGGUACUUUCCAGUUAUAAGCAUCCUGUCAUUCAGAUUCUUGUGAGCAAGCUCUUGGAAGAUUUUCCUCGCAUAUUCAAGGUGGGGAGUCCAAAUCGUUGUUGCAUUUCAGUUGCAGUUGUCUUACCAAGAAAAAUGUUUUUUUUUGUGUGCGUGUGUAGAGAAAAUCCAUCAAAUUUUAGUUGCAUAGGAUAUCAUGAUCUUUAGUUUCUUUUAUCAUUCAAAACAAGGUUGCGGCGCACAAGUCUGUUUUCAAAGACCACACUGAAGAAGAAUUCAACACGUGCUGUUUGCUCAAAGCAGAUAGCUGUGUAGAUAGUGAUAGUGAUGUACCAUUCGUUUAUUUGUUUUUCUUUGGCUGGAAAAGAUGAGGGGAAGGGUGAUGUGCAUGUAAUUCUUAGCAGAAGAUGGCUGAACUGAUUAGGAUGGACAAUUAUGUUUACGGCUGCCCCGGGUCUUUCUUUCUGUAGCCUUUUCCAGUUUUUUUCUGCUUAAGGCAGUAAUACAUUUUCAAGGAA
Corylus avellana is the source of this 5130-nucleotide messenger RNA. Its product is annotated as Transducin/WD40 repeat-like superfamily protein. Gene Ontology annotation, cellular component: cytoplasm. NCBI's taxonomy places the organism in Eukaryota, Viridiplantae, Streptophyta, Magnoliopsida, Fagales, Betulaceae. The record is from RefSeq and is a predicted model, not a curated record. Gene Ontology annotation, molecular function: protein binding.